Messenger RNA from Candidula unifasciata, 1386 nucleotides. NCBI's taxonomy places the organism in Eukaryota, Metazoa, Mollusca, Gastropoda, Stylommatophora, Geomitridae. The record is from the annotation of a GenBank genome assembly.
GUUUCAAAUGCCAAGGCCGUGAUUUUUGCUGACAGCUUGCAGGAAGCGAUCAGUGACAUACAGUCAAGUUUGGGGCCAUCAGUCACGUACUACAGUCUCGGCAGCUCAGAGUCCCAGUCCUUGCAGGCCAAAAAUAUCAACCAAGAGAUUGCCAGGAGUCCAUCAUAUGAACCAGCCAGUGUUGCGGUCAGAUGUUCAGAGAGACUGCUGCUGGUCUACACGUCCGGGACUACAGGCCUGCCCAAAGCUGCAGUUGUCUCCCACACAAGGUCAGCACUUUUGUCCCUGAUGAUGUGGAUUACAUCCCACUGCCACUGUACCACACAGCCGGUGGGAAUCCUGGGAGCUGGACAAGGAGUUCUGGGCGGCACCACUCUGGCUAUCAGGGCCAAGUUUUCUGCUAGCCAGUUCUGGUCUGAUUGUGUCAAGUAUCGUGCCACGAUUGCCCAGUAUAUUGGAGAGAUCUGCCGCUACCUCCUGGCUCAGCCUGUCAGACCUGAGGAGUCGCAGCACACAGUUCGGCUCAUGUUUGGCAACGGGGUCAAACCACAAAUAUGGAAGCAGUUCCAAGAGAGGUUUGGGGUCAAGCUUAUCGGAGAGUUCUAUGGGGCAACAGAAGGCAAUUGUGCUAUAGUGAACUUUGAAAACCGGGUUGGAGCUGUUGGCUUUGGGACUCGCAUUGCCCCAUUUCUCUACCCGAUCACUUUGGUGAAAGUCGACCCAGAGACCAAUGAGGUUCUUCGUGACAAAAAUGGAGUUUGUAUCAAGGCUGAGCCAGGUGAGCCAGGAGAGCUGGUGGGCAAAAUUGUCAAAGGCAAUCCGGUGCGUGAAUUUGAUGGAUAUGUGGAUGACAAGUCCACCAGCAAGAAAGUCAUCUCCGAUGUGUUUACCAAGGGAGACAUGGCCUUCUCCACAGGAGACAUCCUUAUCAUGGAUGAGCUGGGCUAUAUGUACUUCCGUGACCGGACGGGGGACACGUUCCGCUGGCGUGGGGAGAAUGUCAGCACCAACGAGGUGGAGGCCGUCAUCAGCAACUCCAUCCAGCUUCAGGACGCUGUGGUUUACGGUGUUGAGGUCCCAGGCAACGAGGGCAGGGCAGGCAUGGCAGCCAUUGUGGAUGACAGCAGCUCCGUAGAUGUGACCCAACUGGGAGCUUCUUUAGCCAGGUCAUUGCCGGCCUACGCUCGACCCUUAUUUCUUCGCUUUGUUAAAGAGGCAGACACAACUGGCACUUUCAAGUUAAAGAAGAACAAACUACGAGAUGAAGGCUUUGACAUUUCUGUGGUGCAAGAUCCCAUCUUCUACCUCAACCCCAGCAGCAAACAGUACGAACCACUGACUGCCCAAGUUUACAAGGAUAUAGUCAGUGGCCGCAUUAGAUUGUGA